Molecule: messenger RNA, 2510 nt
Organism: Galendromus occidentalis (western predatory mite)
Lineage: Eukaryota; Metazoa; Arthropoda; Arachnida; Mesostigmata; Phytoseiidae
Product: mucin-5AC
Exons: 2
Coding region: 1-2247 (748 amino acids)
Source: RefSeq, a predicted model, not a curated record
AUGCCCCGGGAAAAUCAAGGAGACGAGAAAGAAUCCGAAGAGGGCAAGCGUUCACCCCGCGAAGGAAGUCCAACAGCCCGAACAGCUAGCCCUGGGUGCGAGGAGGGUGAGGAUAGAGAGAAAACCCCCGAACCGCCAGCACUGGAAGCAGCACCCUCGCCGGAAAUUCAAGUAAUCGAGGAAUCGCGGCCCGAGAGUCCAACAUGCAGUCCUCGCUUCAUCAGGAGAGCUCUCACACCUCUGAGAGAAUCCAUGAGGAGGGCUCAAGAGCGAUUUUCGACACCACCGAAAGAUCAGCCUCCUCACGCCUCCACCUCAGCGGAAGCGACUCAGCCAGAUCGAAGCGGACCGAAAGUGUCGUGCUGCGAGUGGACAGCUCUCGCCAAGAGGGUCACCCCCUGUAUGUUGAAUCCGUCUACGAAAGCUAAAGACAAGCGCUCUGGGGAAGAAGCCGACGCGGAGCAUACAGACGACGAAGAAGUGGAAAUGCGCACGGAGGAGCCUGGAGCUGGCCCCAGUUGUCUCCGGACUGACCAACUCGUCGUCGAGACAGGCAAUCUUUCCCUCUCCACCAUUUCAGGAGGAACGUCACGCGUCACGCGAACGUCUCCAGAGAAACCCAGCAAACCCAAGAAAGGCAAACGACGCUCACCUUUCUCCAAAAAAUCAAGCAAGCAGGAUCAGCCCGCUGAUCUCGGGUCCGAAAACGAGGCGAGUGAUAAGGGGGACGGAUCAUCGCCCGGGAAGUCAAAGCAGGGCAAAAAUCGAAAAUCGCAUGCCAGCCCGAAAGACCCGGAAAAGAAGGCGUCCCGUUCAUCGGCCGGAAAGCAGAUCUCCUGGCCCGAUCCAAAGAAGGGAGGCGCUCCUGUGAAGCGGGCUUGGUUCUACAGGUUCACGCGGUCGGCCUCGCUGGGGGGGAGUCCUCAGGACUCGGAAUCCAGAGCGAGAGGACCUCGGAGAGGGCUCUCUGCGUUGCUCGAAGAGCUGCCGCCCGCCCGGGGCUGGGCGGACAAUCUGGGGCUGCGACGCGAAAUGAUGUCGUUGGAAGAUGCCAUAAGGAGAGCGCGGUGUAUGACGGACUCGUCUACGACCGAUUCGACCACACAGCUCUCGGAAACGACUGACUCAGCGUUUAUGUCGCCGACCACGACGAGCACGACCACAUGUCGACUCGCGCGUGCUCUAGGCUUCGUGUCAUUACAGGAGCCCGCCAUGUUCGACCUAAUGAGGAGGUGGUUUUCAUACUUCGCCCGAAGGGCGAGAACUCGCGCUGGUGUCUGCUUCUGGUUGUUGAUCGCCGGCAUGUGGGCAAACGUGGACGAAAUCUGCGAUUGCUGCUCUUUCGCUUCCGGGCACAGAAGAUACAUGUCGCCGAGAGACACGUCACCGAUCAGUCCGCUGGACAGCACUGCGAUCUCCAGCUCCGAUAGCGGUACGGAAGAAACCUCCCCGGUGGAUGUGAGAGCUCUGUCUCCUCCGGCACUGUGUUUCUUGAAGUUGACCCUGUCGGAGAUAAUCGAUGCCGCUGAAGGAUAUCUACCGAUCGAGCCUGAAGCUUUGGACAGACUCUGCAUCGAAGUUGCUGAAACCGGAAGGUCGUACUUGGCCCAUGGCCCCUAUCGGUUAGAGAUUCUAUCAGAUCGACCACAGCCCCGGCCGGUCUCUGUGUCGGUAUCGAGUUCCUCCGACCUCGAGGUAGCAAUCUCCCCGGUAUUCGCGGGACCGAGCACUUCCGGGUACGCGGGACCGAGUACUUCAGGGUACGCGGGACCGAGUACUUCAGGGUACGCGGGACCGAGUACCUCGGGAUACACAGGACCCAGUACCUCGGGAUACACAGGACCGGGCACUCCAGGACACGACGGACCGAGUACUCCAGGAUACGUAUGGCCGAGUACUUCGGGAUACGUAUGGCCGAGUACCGCGCAUUACGUGGGGAUGGGUGCUUCACGCGACGCUCUCCAGAGCAUCUCGAGUUCCGCAGAAUCGUUGCCCCUAGAUCCCGUGGGACCUAGACCCAGCUAUCCGCGGGACGGACCAGCGAGUACUUCCAGUGGUGAAGACAAAUACGACUGGCGUGCUCAUAAUUGCCCGAUAAGCGUCGCCACACCGACUACAGCUGGAGAUGAAGUAGAAGCAGCCGGAUCUCCGCCGAUGGAUGCAAAGGACGAUGAGAACGCCGGCGGAGAUGACGUCGGAGAAGACGACGACGACCAUGUUUUCUACGGUCGGGAAAGGAUAAUUUGAAAAGAAGAUCUGGACGUGCAUCAAGCUCACCCGACUCAGACAGGGCUUCAUGAAUGCGCCUCUCUGCUGGGACUUGUAAAUUAAGUUUAAUUCUUAUUUAUAUGACGCCCCGCGAUUCGAGUAUUUUCUUGUGGAUUUAUGAUUUCUUAAGGAUUCAUGAAAGGAAGUCGCGCGGAACUAUUGUAUUGACUCAUUGUGCAGACAAAACGGGAAUUGUAUUCAUUUUUCAAUCAAAAUAAAACGAGCAAUCAUCGUUGACGAAA